Messenger RNA from Dermacentor silvarum, 3396 nucleotides. RefSeq names its product phospholipid-transporting ATPase ABCA1-like. Gene Ontology annotation, molecular function: ATP binding; lipid carrier activity; ABC-type transporter activity. Gene Ontology annotation, biological process: lipid transport; transmembrane transport. Gene Ontology annotation, cellular component: membrane; intracellular membrane-bounded organelle. Lineage: Eukaryota; Metazoa; Arthropoda; Arachnida; Ixodida; Ixodidae. The record is from RefSeq and is a predicted model, not a curated record. The coding region runs from base 62 to 3229 and encodes 1055 amino acids. The transcript is spliced from 15 exons.
AAAGAAAAAAAAAAAAACGCGAGUCGCAUGCACAAAUGUAUGUUUCGAGCCUUCAGGGGCAAUGAAUUAUUCGAGACAUUCGUCUGUGCCCUAUAUCUGCUCUUCGAAAGAGACGAGUGAAUUUUCGCUUGGGAAUAAUGCGAGUGUAUUCCGCCUGCACGGUGCCCCCGUCGCAGUGUCCGAAGGAAAUGAAGCGGCCCGCACGCGCAUCAGGAACGCUCGGCUGUCGGCCAAGCACCUGUACAUCAUCCUCUGGAAGAACGUGUACGUCAAGAGGCUGUGCCGCCACUACAUGGCCACGCUGGUCGAGAUCGCCCUCAUCGUGACACUGCUGCUGGGCAUACAGGAGGACUCCGUGGUCCGGGAACCGUUUGUCAGACGAGGCGACACCUUCUAUCAGCCCAUGCAGACGAACGCCUUCUGGAACACCCAGGGGGACCUGGCCUACAUUCGGGAGGUCUACUACUUUGCGGCCAAGAACCAGUACAUCAACCGGCUGACGCGGGACGCCUUCCACAGGCUGGGCGUCGUCGCCGUGACCGAGGUGCCCACCGUACGUCAGCUAAUGAGCAUGCACGAAAACGCCAUUAGUGAGAACGAUACGAAGGCUGUGUCAUCGGUGUUGCUCCACUACACCAGCGUUACUAGCAACGACACCCACUUGCAACCCGCCAGCCUUCAUGUUUCGUUCCUCGCUGGCAGGCUCCCAUUUGACGUGCAGGUGAACUACCGGCAGCGCCUGCUCUCUCAGCCCGAGGGCCCCUCGGCCGAGGAGCGGUUCCCCGAGAUGCACACCCUUCUUCCCAUCAUGGGAGCGCUGCAGCAGCGCCACCUGGAGCUGCAGGCCGAGAUUGCCGGCUACAAGGAUCCCCUGAAGGAGGUUCGGCUGGUCAGGUUCCCGUUUCCCGCGCACAUCGAGCACCACGACCAAAAGAACUACGCCCUGGUGCUGACGCGUUUCUGCAUCGGUAUGCUUGUCCCCUUCUGCCUGUUCGUCGCCAGGCUGACCGACGAGAAGGCCACCGGCGUCAAAGAGAUGCUGCGUGUGGUGGGCGUGAACGACUGGGUCUACUGGGCGAGCCACUACCUGAGCUCCUUCUUCAUGCACCUGAUCGUCGUGACGCUGAUGCUGCUGUUCAUGUGCGUCAAGCGCAACGUCCAAGGGCGCGCCUUCAUACAGUUCAGCGACCCCUUGCUCCUGUUCGUCAUACUGAUGUUCUUCUGCAGCCAGUGCCAAGUGCACGGCAUGUUCCUGUCCCUGUUCUUCGCGAACCCGCAUUCUGCCGUCGCGGGUGCCCUGCUCUACUGGACGUGUAGUUGCGUGAUGCCGUUCCUGUUCCUGGAACACGCUGGAGGACAGGGCUACUACUACAUCCCCCGCAGGAGCAAGUUGUUGACCGCUAUCUUUCCCGGGAUGAGCCUUCACUGGAGCUUUCGAGUGCUAGAGCGGUUCGAGAAGUUUGUGCCGAACGGAGCCAACUGGCUGAACUUCUACGACCGCACCGCCACGCCCGACAACGUUACGCUCGCGGAAAUCGUCUUCGUGGGAUUCCUGUUCGACUGCUUUCUCGCCAUCCUCAUAUGGUACCUCGACAACGUGAUUUCGCUCGGCCCAGGCAUCCCAAAGUCCUACCUGUUCCCGUUUAAGGCAAGCUACUGGAUACCAACCAUGACGGUGGCACCACCGCCAUCGAGAACGGCGGGCGAGCUGAACAACUUCGAAGAGGAACCCAUGGACCAACUGGUGACCAUUGACCUUGUCAACACCUGCAAGGACUAUGACGGCGUUGUAGCCGUGGACGACGUCUCCCUGCGCAUUUACGACAACCAGAUCACGGUGCUGCUGGGACACAAUGGAGCCGGCAAGUCGACGCUUCUCAACAUGAUCACGGGUUUCCUGCCAUCUAGCAGUGGAGCAGUGUUGGUGAAUGGCUACAACAUAAUGACCUGCACCGGCGAAGCCCGGCAAAGCAUGGGGUACUGUACGCAGUACAACGUGUUCUUCGAGGACCUGACCGUCGAAGAGCACGUGAUGUUCUUCGCUAUAGUGAAGGGCGUGCCGCUGAGUAAAGCGCGACAGGAGGUCUACAACUUGCUGCAGGACACCAGCCUGUACAUCCAUCGCACCGUUCUCGCCGUCGACCUCUCGCCUGGCCUCCAGCGCCGCCUCUGCACAGCGCUAGCAAUCGUGGGCAUGCCGAAGGUGGUUAUCUUGGACGAGCCAACUACCAACAUGGACUCGGACGGACGGCGCGAACUGUGGGAGCUGCUGCUCAAGCUGCGGCGCACCACCUGCGUCCUGCUGACCACCCAGCACUUGGACGAGGCGGACGUGCUGGGCGACCGGGUCGCGAUCAUGGCCAACGGGCGUAUAAGGUGCACCGGCUCACCGAUGUUCCUGAAGCAUCGCUUUAGCACUGGCUAUCGCAUGCAAAUCAACAAGCUGCCAACCAAGUGCGACGUGCCGGCCAUUGUGGAGCUGCUGCGCAAGUACGCGCCAAAAGCGAGUGUGCAGAGCGACUCUGCCAACGAGGCGGUGUUCCUUCUGGGACAGAUCAUCGCCACGAAAAUCAUCGUUGACAUGUUUAAGGAUAUCGAGCAACGGACAAAGGAACUUGGCAUCGAGUCAUUGGGCCUCACCAUGACCUCCCUCGAGGACGUCCUAAUCAGCGUGGGAGAGGAGCAUCACGUGCACCGCCAGCAGCGAGUUCCGCAGGCCCUCCAGGAUGACGCAUCGGCCAUGGAAGCCAAAAUUCCCGUGGUGCAGAACAUGGUCGACACGACAGCCUCGGAGGCGACCCUGCUGGCUCGCCUGCGUGCCGUGUUCACCAAGCGUGCCAUCCACGUGUGGCGCGAGAAGCGGAUGCCGCUCUUCAGCUGGGUGCUGCCGCCGCUGUUGCUGUGGCUGCUGUUCGUGCUCGAGUUCUGGGGCUUGCGCGGCAGCUUGCGCGACGUGCAGAACGUGGACGACACGCUCGGGUACAACUUCCCGGAGAUCGUCGUGUUCGCCGUGGGUUUCUCGCAGGUCGACGACGAGGAGGAAUUCCGGCAGCGCUACUUCGAGCCCAUGUUCAGUAAUCGGCGCCAAUACUUCAUAAGAGACGUAGCUACGGAUGUGGACGUUGCCCGCGCUCUUCUGGGCUACGCAAGUGGCAACUUCUUCAAAUACGUCUUCAGUGUCCACUUCGGCUAUCAGAUUACCAAGGCGACGGGGUACGUCGCUAUUUAGCCGUGUACAAGCGCGGUCGCGUUGCAUGCCAAGACGUCAUCACGAUGACGCUAAAUUAUGGGGAUGUUCCUCGCUGCAGUAACAACAAACAAACGAAAAAGAACGAAGUACCUCAGUAUGUUUUUAAAUGGCCACUAGAAGGUUCUUCCAAUAAAUUUCAUCCCGAG